AAAACGUUUUGUGUAUCUUAUUUUUGUGAGUACACUAAUACAAUAAUGCUUUUUUUUUUCCUUUUCAUGAAUAAAAAAAAACGUAUUGGGACAAUAAUGGCGGCCUGAUCAACGCUAAGUUAACUGCAACCACGAGAAAAAAAGAAUCCGAGACUAGUUCUUCCCCAACGACCAAUCUUAUGUUGCAUCAAUUUCACAACAGAAGCCUUACCUUUUCAUUACACGCAUAUUGCUUCUUCAAAGUUUCCUUUUAGAUAAAUUCUUAGUCUGAGUAACAUCUCUUUCUUGUCUUGGGGGUUUCUCUGUAAUUGCAGCUGAAUCGGAUCUUGGGCAAUUUUUAAAUUCCGAUUCAACGAGUUUCUCAACUAAGGGUUUGAUUCCUUUUCUUUUUCAUCUUUGUUUAUUCAAAUCUGAAUACUUUGUUAGGUUUCAAUGUGCUGAGAAGUAGAAGAAGCUUCGUUGGCAAGUCCGAAUCUUUUCUUCUUCUUUUUUCUGGGUUUUAUAUUCUUUGCCAACAAUGUUUAAGCUUGCAAAGCAUAUAUUCCUUUGAGUAGCUGUUUUAUUCCUACAAAGAUUUGAUCUUCAAUAGAGAGAGAUAAUGGGAUCUAAUUGUGAUGGGAAUUUGAAAGCAGAGAUUGAAGAAUCUAAUGGUUCUUCUGGCAAAAAUACUAAGGUUCCUCCUUGUCCUCUUGAUGUUUCUACAUCUAGAAGAACUUUGAUUGGUGAUGGUAAACCUAGGAGAUGGUCUAUUAGUGCUUUACCUGAUGCUUCUAGUAGAUUCCAGCUUCUCAAAUUUGGUUCUCCUUCUGCUAAGUUCAAGAAAAUGGCUGAGGAUAGAGACGAGGUUUCACGGUCAGUGACUAGCUCAAGUAACGGAAGCAGUCAUAAUUUCAGGGAAAGAAUCAGUGGCGUGCUUCACCGGAAAAUAGAUUGGAGUUCUCUGAUGAAUAUGGGGAAAGAAUGGAUUAGGAAUCCUAUUAACAUGGCUUUAUUCGUUUGGAUACUUGUUGUUGCAGUCUCUGGUGCUAUUCUCUUCAUGGUUAUGACUGGUAUGUUGAAUCAUGCUUUGCCUAAGAAGUCACAGAGAGAUGCUUGGUUUGAAGUUAACAAUCAGAUUCUUAAUGGCUUGUUUACUUUGAUGUGUCUUUAUCAACAUCCCAAACGGUUUUAUCACUUAGUGCUUCUUUGUAGAUGGAAGCAUGAUGAUAUUACUAAGCUUAGGAAAGCUUAUUGCAAGGAUGGGACUUAUAAGCCUAAUGAAUGGAUGCACAUUAUGGUUGUUGUCAUUUUGCUUCACUUGAAUUGUUUUGCUCAGUACGCGCUUUGUGGUCUUAAUGUUGGAUACAGGAGAUCAGAGAGACCUCCCAUUGGAGUUGCUAUAUGUAUCUCUGCUGCCAUUGGAGCUCCUGCGGUUGCGGGUUUGUACACUAUACUAAGUCCACUUGGGAAAGAUUAUAAUGAUUCUAAUGAAGACGAGGAGAAUCAACUGAAGCAACGUGAAGAAGGGUCUGUUAAUCGUCGGUUUACUUUAGAGAGGAGGUAUUCGUUUGCCUCUGCUUCCACGGGGGUUGGGGAUGGGAUGGUUCCGGUGAGUGAUCCUCAGUGGAGUGGUGGAAUUUUGGAUAUUUGGGAUGAUAUUUCAUUGGCUUAUCUUUCUCUUUUCUGCACUUUCUGUGUCUUUGGAUGGAACAUGGAGAGAGUUGGGUUUGGGAACAUGUAUGUUCACAUAGCUACGUUUAUUCUCUUCUGUUUGGCACCUUUCUUUAUAUUCAACUUAGCUGCGGUUAAUAUCGAUAAUGAGACGGUCAGGGAGGCGUUAGGGAUAUCUGGAAUCCUUCUUUGUGUGUUUGGUUUGCUCUAUGGUGGAUUCUGGAGAAUUCAGAUGAGGAAAAGAUUCAAAUUACCGAGUUAUAAUUUCUGUUUCGGUAGAGCCGCGAUUGCUGAUUGUGCGCUCUGGUUAUGUUGUUGUUGGUGCUCUUUAGCACAAGAAGUUAGGACUGCAAACUCUUAUGAGAUAGUGGAAGACAAAUUCUGCCAAAGAAAAGAAGAGAAGAAUAUGGUAUCUCCGAAUUUGGUAUCACCUUUGCCUCGUGAAGACGGUGUGUUUGAUCCUCGGUUUGGUCUCGGGAGCUCCCCUAAGAACAUAAGUGGAGCUAGUUCUCCUAGCCCGAGCAGGUUUUGGAAAGAGGCACAUAGCCCAAAUGUACAGACACCUAGAGAGAAAGAAGAGGUUAAAAGCGAUGUUGCUCUGACUCCACCUUCUCCUCUGUCUAUACACCGAGAAGCUUGAUUUGUAAAACCAUGGAAAUCCGAGUCCACUGGUAACCCUCCUUUCCUUUCUCUUUAGAUGUUGUAUGAAUAUGAUUUGAGGACAACUUUUGAAUACAAGUCUCUUUGAGUGUUUUACAAAAAAAAUUAUGAAGCUGGUUUCUUCAUGUGAGUUGUAUACAAUUUCAGUUUCUGGUUUAGAGAACUUUCACGGCUUCUUCUGUAAUGUAAAUUUGUCUGUCAUGCUUCAGUGAGACUUUGAGUGAUCUAUGUACCUUUGCAGGCUUUGCUUUUUUACUUCUAAUUCAUGAUUCGAACCAGAUGGUUGGAGAAGUUGUUGGCUUUUGAGGUUAAGUAGUAAGAACCAUAGGAGAUUUUGAGUCAGUCAUAUUCACAAUUCUUUAUUUUGCUUGGUUUUCUGGUCCGGUUUGGGGUUCAAAUUCUCAAGUCUCAGUGGAUUACAUAAGGGAUCACAGUGUAUCUAUAAACCCACGUAUCGCUAAUGGUGAUCUACACCUGAUUUAGAUAGAGGAGACUCCACAAUGUUAACAAAUAAUAUAAAACUAUAGUGCUAUUAGUGAAAAUGAUACCACAAGUUGUCAUUAGCAGAGAAAGAUCAGUAUCAAUAUCCAAUAUAGGAAUGAAGCGUCACUGUCUUAAAGAGUCAUUAUCGUGGAGAACCACAUCACUAAUCCACUUAUGUGUAGUUAGUUGUUUGUAAUCAACUUUUUGUAUUUUCUUGUGUAAUCCAACUUUUGAUGUAUUAGUUUAAGCUGUAUUACUUUUAAAAGCUUGCCUUUAUUUUCCUUGUGAAAUUCUG
Messenger RNA from Arabidopsis thaliana (thale cress), 3088 nucleotides. Its product is annotated as PLAC8 family protein. The coding region runs from base 599 to 2290 and encodes 563 amino acids. The transcript has a single exon. The record is from RefSeq and is marked reviewed. NCBI's taxonomy places the organism in Eukaryota, Viridiplantae, Streptophyta, Magnoliopsida, Brassicales, Brassicaceae.